UUACAAAAUGACAAUCAAUGUGGGUAUUGUUGAUAAUAAAAUUAUACCAUACAUAAAUUACCCCAGUUAUAAUUUGUUUAGAUCGUAAUAUGAAAGAGAUCAGUUAAUCUACGGCAAAUAUAUUUACUAAAUAUUGAGACAUGUGUCACAUACUUAGGAUUAUUCUUUAUAGAUUGUGGGCUGUGUCGACGUUAACUUUAUUUGCUGGCCUAGUGGUGUUUUGGUAUUACGGGUUUAUAACGGCAUUUAUUGUUUUCACCUUGGGCAUCUCAGGGAUUCUUUUUAAUGCACAAGACCUAUUGCUGUACUAUCCCAAUGACCCUCCAGACUCAAGAGUGUUUGUCCUACAACCGAGCAACUACAAACUACCGUAUGAAAGUAUAAAAAUAAAUAACAAGGAUGGGAUAAAGAUUCAUAUGUUUUUGAUAAAACAAACGGUCAACAGCAAUCAUAAGCCUACCAUGAUAUACUUCCACGGCAAUGCUGGCAACAUGGGCCAGAGGCUAUCCAAUGUAUCCGGUUUCUUUCACAAAUUAAACAUAAAUAUCUUAAUGGUUGAGUAUCGAGGCUAUGGCUUGUCUGAGGGCUCUCCUACAGAGAAAGGAUUGUACGUGGAUGCACAGUCAGCCCUGGAUUACAUAAUGCAGAGGACAGACAUUGAUGUCAGUAAACUUAUAGUGUUUGGGAGAUCACUUGGAGGUGCCAUAGCGAUUGACCUAGCCUCGAGACUAGAGUACAGGAACAAGAUAUGGGCUCUUGUUGUUGAGAACACAUUCACCAGUAUUCCUGACAUGGCAAAAGUGAUAUUGAAAUGGAAAUAUUUGAACUGGCUACCAAUGUUUUGCCACAAAAACAAGUACAUGUCGCUACAAAAAAUGGGGCGCGUAAUGACCCCUACUCUUGUGUUGUGCGGGUCUAACGACUCUCUGGUCCCGCCGGCGAUGGCCAAAGAGCUGUACAUGCGGUGCGGCGCGGUGUGCAAGAAGAUAGUGGUGAUGCCGGGCGGCGGCCACGACGACACCUGGACCUGCAGGGACUACUACUCGUCCAUUCAACAAUUCCUGUUAAAUGUGCCACCAUUACCGGACGAGAUAGGCCCAUUCUUUGAUGAUGAUACAAAUUCAAAUAGACACACUAUAGUGCAUACAGUAUAGAAUGUACAAGCUAUUUAAUACUAGACAAAAUAUAGUAUGUAUUUAAUUAUAAUUUUACAAAUUUUUAUAUAGAAAUAUAUUUUAAUAGGUUUUUAAAUUUCUGUAGUAAUUACAUAGGUAAUAAUUCCAAAUUUUCAAUGUGUUAGGUACAAAUGGCGAUGCUUAUGAUGAUACUGAGUUAUGUUUUGUUGGGAGUCAGGAUUGUUGGGUGCUCGCAGGACUCUCUGGCUUUUCCAGAAAUGUGUCCUUAUUUUGGUGAUUGCCUCUCUGUACACGCUAAGCCCACAUGCGAUUGACAAUCUGAUUCUGUUGUUUGCUGCGUUUUUCCUAUACUUGUGUAGGAGCCAUAAGAUAUUAUUAAAUGUUAUUAUUACUCACCCGGCAAUCCUGAUUAUCCUCAUUUAAAUACAAACUUAACUUUAAAAAUUCUAGAUGUACUAAUAUUUACAAUAUUUAGUCUUCAAGACAGAUAAAACUAAGCUGCCACAGCUACGACAGAAUAGCAAAGACCUCGGGCACAAUAUCUCUAUUUUUCUUAUCGAAUUAAGUAGUAUAAUCCAGUGAAACUCUAAAGCUGUUGAAGUACUCUAAUGUAACUGACUGUCAGAUUGAGUGUUCAUCAUCUUGUCCUGUGCUCGAAGGUACACUAUCAUGUUGUGGUCCAAAAUUCCUGUGAGGCACAAUCAGCCUCAUACAUUGCCAUGCGUUCGACUGAUUUUGUUAUUUCGCCAGUAUUAAUAAGUAACGUCUUUCUAAGAAAUGCCUUAGUAUGAAAGGGCUGUAGUUAAAUCAAUUCGUUAUAGAAUUAUCAUAUUUUUAUAGCCAAAGCAAUCGGUUUGUUGAUAUUAGAGACAUUCAUUAGAGCCUAUAUAUUUAGCUAGCACAGAAACCAACUAGGUACCUAUUUAUUUAAUAUACCAAGUUGGGAUGUGCUAUCAUUGUUAUCAUAAUAAUUUAUCAUAGCAAUAUACUCAAUUGUUUCAAAUUCAGGCGUUUAUGAGCUGUUUGGCAAUCGUCCGUCCCUACGGUUACUGGUUCAUAUUUUAUGAAUGGCCUUUUUUCAGUUAUUCUUUCAUUCAACAAUACUGUGGUCUUCGAUACACAUAUAACUGACUACAUCCUAGAACCUUUGUCGAUUUGUAUUUUUAUCAAGCUUUAGCAAUAAAUACAUGUUAGCGUAUUUUAUGAUAAUUCUUAUAUAUUCAUUGUUACCUUGUCGGAUUUAUAUAAAAGACGUUCAUAGGGAGUUGGGGAGUCAUCCCGUAAUUACAUCUGUUUAGAAAGGGGGCAACAAACAUGACGUGCGUAGUCACGUCUUUCAUAUCAUAAUUGUAAUUUUUUAACCAACAUUAAGAAGUUUACUAAAGUUACUGGUUCACGAAUGUGACGAGCUGCAAUAACGGAGAGGAUCUAAGAAAGAAUGAUUAUGGUAUGUUUAUUGUGACAUAAUUUAUAGAUAACCCCUAAUAGAGAAUAUGCAUGGAAUACUAAAUUAAUCAUAUUAUGUUUUAUAGCGAAUUGCUUUUAUAAUCUUUAUUCGUAAAGUAUAGGUUAGUGUUUUAGUAUUAAAUAUACUACAAAAAUGACAAUGUUUAAUUAAAUCACGAAGUAUACGCGAGACUAUUGAUCAUUAGUUCAAUGCCACCGUGACGUCCAAAUGCUGGUACAUGUGCGUAACUGUGAACAUGUUACAAGUUUUGUGGAGAAGACACGCGCAGAAUACUAGCGCUAUUUUUUGCAGUGGCCUGAAUUAGAACUACGCUUGCUACUAGCUAACGACUCAGAGAAAUUACUAUGACUAUUUCAGGACCGUCUAUAAAUAAAAAAGAGAAUAAAACCUACCGAUCGAUAAUUUUAAUGACCAAGCAACCUGUCAAUUCGCAUUAACAUUAGUUAUAAUUGCACUCUAUUGAUUUACGUUAAUACAUAUCAGAAGUACACUAAGUACGUACCUGUUAUUUACUUGUUGUAUUUAUUUUCUAUAUUGUAGCUACUGCUGUGAUGUAUAAACCUUAUUCGUGCUGAUGACCUAUCAGGUGUUAUAUUAAUUGUGUAAGAUGAAGUUAAAUGUAAAUCUUCGUGUAAACUAAAGCAUGGAAAAGGCGUCGGUAGGAAAAGCAUUCUACCGUGCAAUAACGUAGUGAGGAAAUACAUUUAUGAAUACGAAAAAUUCAAACUCUUCAUUUUAUCGUAAAAUAGAAUUUAAAUUAUUGUAUGUUAAAUUAAUUUAGAUGUUAUACCUUCCUGUCAAAAGAACUGGUCGGCGAAAAUAUGUAAAAACUAGGACAAGUGCCCAAUUCCGCUAUUUAAGUCUGAAUUUCCAAUUAUUAUAAGCGAUUUUAAUCCUAUUUCCAUUCAUUCAUCAGCCAUUAUGAAUAGCGGAAUUGGGGCCUAGAUCCCAUAAAGAACUAUCUAAUGUUCAACUUUUAGUCAAGUGGCGUUGGCACUCUAAUGUAUGGAGGAUACUUUUUUUUCUAAGUUGCAUUACUUUGAUCUGUCAUCUCGAUCUUGACGAUACCGAUUCUUACCGGUUGUGCAAAUGUGUCACUUGGUUGAGGGUUAAUAUUUAGGAUAACCGACCUCUGCCGGCGCCCUAUUUAAUUGUAGAAAUUAACAAAUGAGAAAGUAAAUACGGCAAUGUGAUUAUUUAUUGGUCAAUGUUUAUUAAAUCAUUAAGAAAAUAUACAUAGCAAGAUAACUUCUUAUACAGUUUAUGAAUUAGUGUAAGGUUUGCCUUUUAUUGAAAAAAAUAGUUAUUUGGCACGUUAAAAAGCAAUAACACUUAUUUAUAUUAUGUAUUUUACUUACUACCGUUUGUGGUCUUAUUUGUAGUGUCUUUAAAAUGAUAAGCCGCUUCCAGAAUUGGCUAUUAUAUUGCCAUGUUCUUUUUUAAUUAUAUUACGUAGUGUACAAGAUUUUCAAGUUUGUAUUUUGUACUUUGAAAUUUUGUAUUUGCUCAUUUUAAUAUUUCCUUAUGUGUGUAGUAGGUACUGACUGCAGCAGAUACUACGGCAUAUCUUUCAGUUCUUUCUAUAGAUAUCGGAUCUUAUACUUCAAGAGAAGAAAUAUUGUUGAUUAUAACUUGUUUACUUAUGUAUUUAGAUGUAAUAAAAUACAAUAUAUUUAUCGCAGAUGAUAUAAUGAAAUAUUAUAAACGCAUGACUUCGUAAGCUCGUUCUUCCACUGCUAUGCAUAAUGUUAGCUGUGUAGUCUAUUAGACUACGCUGGUUUCCAACAAGUUAAUAAAAAAAUCCGCUCUUAUUUUACUAAAUUA
Trichoplusia ni (cabbage looper) is the source of this 4428-nucleotide messenger RNA. RefSeq names its product protein ABHD13 (gene Bem46). Gene Ontology annotation, molecular function: palmitoyl-(protein) hydrolase activity. Gene Ontology annotation, cellular component: membrane. The record is from RefSeq and is a predicted model, not a curated record. The transcript is spliced from 5 exons. The coding region runs from base 141 to 1154 and encodes 337 amino acids. NCBI's taxonomy places the organism in Eukaryota, Metazoa, Arthropoda, Insecta, Lepidoptera, Noctuidae.